AUGGAGCAUAAUAAAAGAUCAAAUAGAUUAGUUAAGGCUAAAGAAUAUUUGCAGACAAUACAAGAUCGAUUUUGCAAAUUUCAACAAGAUUUAGUUUCUAAAGAAGAUUAUAUUAAAUAUCUUAAAAAAGAAAUCUUAAUUCAGGAUAAGGAGCUAAAUCCAUUAAGAUCAGAAAUUUCUAAUUUUAUAAAACAAUUAGAAAAAGUAUUUAAAGAGGCAAAAAACCAAGAAAAUUAUAUAGCUUAUUUAGAAAAGCAGUUAGUAUUUUUUCAAAAUGAAAUAGACAAGCUUAAUAAAAAAAUACUUAUUUUGUAUAAAAAUUCUAAUGUUACUAUAGAGAUGGCACAACAACCAGGAUCAUCUAGAUUAUCUCUACCUGAAAAUCAAGCUAUGAUCCAAAAUAAUAGAAUUCAUAUUGUAGAUUAUCUUAAUAUAAUUUCGGAUGCUAGCAAUAGGUUUGAAAGAUUGGUACUAGAUAUAUAUCCAUGGGUAAAUACUCAUGCAAUUAAUGCAGAAAAUCAAAAGAGAAAAUGCAAGACUUUAAAAAAUGACCUAUUACUUGCUAAUGUUCAGCUUGAUCUCAAGUGGGCAAACAUGGCAACAAUACAAGAAGUAAUGGCUGUAGUAACUUCCUUAAUUGCACCAAUUCCGCAAUAUAUUGGCCAAGAAUCUCCAGAAGACUAUGUUAAUAAAAUCAAACAGUUAUAUAAUUAUGGUAGUACAGUAGGUGUUGUGGCGAACUUUAAUAAUGCUCUUAAUACAGAAUAUCAAAGAAACAAUAUCGGUACUCAACAAAUCGCAACUCAAAAAUUAAUCCAAGAAAAAUUUACACCAUAUGAUACUCCAGAAACUUACGAAACAAGAAUUAAACCAUUUUUAUUAGGAGUACCAAUUAAUGAUAACUAUGUAUUAGGACAAAACUUUCAAACCUCUUCUCAACCAGUAAUUCAACCCCAGUUACAAAAAAACAUACCUCCACCUUUACCCUCUGCAAGACAGAUGGGAAUUGGAAUAACUCCUACUCCAUUAAGCAAAUUAUCACCUGGAGAAAAAAUAAUUCAUCCAAAGUCUGAAAAAGCCAAAGCCUUACAAGAAAUAAUGGAUUAUGCCAGAUUGGGUCUUAAUAUAGAAGAUGAAAGAUCUUAUGAUCUAAUGGAAAUUGAUCUUGCUAUUGUUAAUAUUGCAAGAAGAAUUAGAGGAAAUAUUACUAUUCCUACUACGAAUAUAGAAGAGGAAGUUUAUAAAGAGAUAGUUUAUGAGGAUGAGGAUAAUGAAAAUGUCAAGUAUGUAGAAGUUAAAGAUAGACCUGAAGAGAUGCUUUGCAAUAAUUCCACUGUAGCUAUGAAUCUUCUUAGAAAUAUUCUUAAUGAAUUUAAAACUCUUUUAUCUUCUUAUAAUUUAUCACCAGAAUUAGCAAGCUCUAUGGCUUUAGAUGAACCUAUGGAUAUUAAUUUGGUAUAUCAUCCUGCUAAUGAUCUUACAACUGCUGAAUGUAAAAUUAAUAAUAUUUUAAUUCCCAAAGCAGUAUUGGAUGAAGCAAGGCAUCUUGGAUUAAAAAUUGAUACAACCAAUCCUCCAUCUCUUGAGGGAGUUGCCACUGAUGCCAGCUCAUAUGGAUGGUGUUAUAAUGUACUGAUUACAUUUACAAAUAGAGCAUUAACAAAAGAUACAGAUUAUACAAUGAUACAUGAUGUAAUAGUUAGUGAUUAUGAUAAAUAUGCUUUAAUUAUUGGUACUGACUGGCUUGAUCUUGCUGGAGGUAAAGUAGACUAUGAAAAGCAUAAAUUUAGAGUUGGCAAUACAUUUGUUUCUAUUUUAGUUCACAAAUCAAAUAUUAAAGAAGAAUGUAUAAAUUACUUUUUCCAAGAUAUAUGUGCUUAUACACCAACUCCGUUGUUAGAAUAUGAUUUACCAUCUUUUUCUUCUAAUACAUGA
Molecule: messenger RNA, 1935 nt
Organism: Cetraspora pellucida
Lineage: Eukaryota; Fungi; Glomeromycota; Glomeromycetes; Diversisporales; Gigasporaceae
Source: the annotation of a GenBank genome assembly